UUUUCGAUAAUGUGAUACUAUAUGCAGAAAUUGUCAUGCGGGCAUGAAUUUUCUUCAUAUAUUUAGCGGAACUUUUCUUUCUUAUUUCAUUUGCUUUUAUAUUGCUGACGGGUGCUGUAGUAUGGAUCUCAACAUUAUUUCAUUUCUGGUCUAUAUAUCCAUUUUUGCCAUCGGCGGAACAAUAGGAAAUUCUUUAAUAAUUGCUGUGUAUUUUUCCAACAGAAGAAGUUUCUUUAAUAGACAUUACAUCGUAGCUUUGUCUAUUGUGGACCUGGUGGUAGAUGUACUCGUAGCGCCUUACACUGCGGUGUUUGAACUCCGACUUGUCACCAGCGACUUCAUUUGCCACGGAGCGGAGGUCCUUCGACAUGCCAUUAUUGGAUUCUCCAACCUGAUUUUGAUCCUGAUUGCUUCCGAACGCCUCCUGAUGGUGUGGAAACCAACUCAUAUCGUGUCUGAGAGGAAAAAAAUUAUCGCCAUUCUUAUAAUUCUUGUUAUUUCUAUUCUCUUUGGACUUCCAGCAGGUGCGAUAUACCAAGUUUCAGUAAACACUGCAAUACUUAAAGUUAACGGCACCGAUUUAGGAGGAAACGCUUCCGUCACAACAGAACCCCACUGUCAAUAUACUACACGUAUUUUAGGUGACGAAAUGAGCCAAAUAUAUAGAAAUUUCAUUGCCUUUGUCAUUCUUUUGGAAUUUGUCAUAUUGAUUGCAGUGUAUGUAGUUGUUUAUACACUUGUAUGCCGCCAGAAAAUGCGCCUAAGGCGUUCACAGAGCGCGCUAAAAUCACACCGAAGACCCAAACGCAGUGAAGUAAGCCAAACCACAUCUAGUGUUCAGAGUCAUCUGUCGGACUGUAAUUCAACAGAUGACAAUGAUUCCAAUCUGCAAUCAAAAACUAAGAAACUAAAGAUCAAAACUGGAGGUAAGUGGUGGAAUCUCAACAGGAAAAAUGGUGUUUCUGUCAAAAUGUCGGAAUCUGGUACGGAAUCAGAAGUCGUUGCCGUGACUUUGACUAGCUUUGCCAAGAACAAUACACAUACAGACAAGCGGAUGAGGGCUCUAAGUUUAGACACUGACACAACCCUUGCAGAUACCGACCAAGAGGGGACCGACUCAAAAGGAAAUCAAACAAGAACGAAGAAAAAGAGGGUGAAAAGAAAAAUUCGAUUUUCCAAACAUGCUAACUCUGUCCGCACGAAAACCUGGACGAUGUUGUUUAUUUGUACCUUUAUUUAUAUCAUAUGUUGGAUUCCAUUUUUCUUGGAAAUCUUUAAUUUGACCAGUAUUUUGGUUUUGAGAUAUUUCUUUUUCCUUGGUCACGCAACAAAUCCUAUUGUCUAUAGUAUAGUGAAUGUGAAGGUUAGAAACGCAAUCAAGAAACUGUUGAGAAUUAGAUGCAGAGAAACAUACUGACAUUGGGGUAUUUACCAUUGCUAUUCCCGUCCAGUGUCGAAAUACCAUCUUCACACACGUUUUUCUGAAAUAUUUGAACCUUUUCAAUGGAAAUGGAAUGUGUAGUUUUUCUAAAAAGCUAAACGAGGAUUUUCUUUUGUUCCAGAAGAGUUUAUUUGUGUUGAUGACUGCUUUUCAUUUGAAACGUUCAUAAACAUUUCUCAGUCCAGUAUAACUUAUGUUCAUCCAGAAGACAAAUUGUAGUUGAGUCGGUCACCACAAUAUUAUGUUAAUGAUGGAAAUAUUAGUGAUAAGUAAUUAUCAAUGAUGAUAAAACAUCUGUGAAUUUUCUGUGUAUGAACUAACGAGUCAGUUUCUAGUUAUCGGUGAAUUAUGUACAUUUUUGUUUAAAUCUUGUUGCUUCGAAUUCAGACAACUACGACCUCUUCAGAUUUUGGUAUUUUUGCCGUGUUUGUAUAUAUCCAGCUGCACUGUAACGUUGCCAUGUAGUCAUACAUUGGAAAUUCAUUGACAAAACAUGUUGUCCAUGUACUGUACAUAAAUACUACUCAUUUUCA
Ostrea edulis (European flat oyster) is the source of this 1974-nucleotide messenger RNA. RefSeq names its product 5-hydroxytryptamine receptor-like. The coding region runs from base 44 to 1417 and encodes 457 amino acids. Gene Ontology annotation, biological process: G protein-coupled receptor signaling pathway. The transcript has a single exon. NCBI's taxonomy places the organism in Eukaryota, Metazoa, Mollusca, Bivalvia, Ostreida, Ostreidae. The record is from RefSeq and is a predicted model, not a curated record. Gene Ontology annotation, cellular component: membrane. Gene Ontology annotation, molecular function: G protein-coupled receptor activity.